This is a messenger RNA of Moneuplotes crassus, 479 nucleotides long. NCBI's taxonomy places the organism in Eukaryota, Ciliophora, Spirotrichea, Euplotida, Euplotidae. The record is from the annotation of a GenBank genome assembly.
AUGGUAAUAAGUCAAAGUGAAGAUGAAGAGAGUAUUAACUUCUUCUUUUAUGUGAACCUGAUCCUGGUUGUUAUUGAUAUAGCCUGCCUUGCUGCAGUAGCUAUCAGAAUCAAAUGAGCUCCGAUCUUGAAGCCACUAACCGCGAUUCAUUCUUUCUUCUUGUUUCCAAGCUUGAUUUAUCAUGUUUUUCCUAUCAUAGGGACUAACUUUACACUCCUCCUGACUGUAUACACACUAAUCACAACCCUACUAAACUACCUAACCAUCAUCUUAUUUUCCCUCUCAUUACUCCUUGCCCUCUUUCUCUUCCUGACUGAUAGAGUAAGAACUGGAGAUAUACUGACUCUGAUCAUAAGUGUCACUCUUCCAAGUGUUCUUAUCAGUGUGACUCUUGUGGCUUCUCUUGCUGAAGAUGUGGCAGGCAGGGGAUAGGAGAUAUGCUUAAGAAUUUUGGAAAAGAAUUUGGAGUGUGGAAUUGU